AAUAUUUUAUUUUUUGCAGGAAACUAUUUUGUGUGAGCCUCAGGUUGAUGGGGAUGGGGGAAUUCCGGCUGGGUGCCAAGCUGACAAGCAAGGCAACUUGUAUGUGGCCGACAUGAGGCUGGGAAUCUUGACAGUCAAGCCUAAUGGAGAAUUCACACAGGUGGCAAGAGUAGACGAGGGAGGAAGGACCAUGCAGGGCUGUAAUGACUGCAGCCUCGACUAUACCGGGAACCUGUGGGUCACGGCACCAGCUGGUGACAUAGCGCCAAAUGAAUAUUUGAGAUCGUUCGAGGAAGGAUUUGGUUCCAUUUACUGCUUGACGACACAGGGAAAAGUGGUUCAUUUGGACACCGGACUCAGAUUCCCAAACGGUAUAGCUGUUGUACAUGACGUGAACGGGCUGCCGGUAAAGCUCAUAGUGGCAGAAACGCCGACGCGAAUCCUCUGGGCUUACGACAUUCAAGGACCUGGAUCUGUCGCCAAUAAAACAAAAUGGGCAAAACUACCAGAUUGUGAGCAAGAAGGUGGCCCAGAUGGAAUGGACUUUGACGAUGUGGGGAAUUUGCUGGUGGCUCACUGGGGUGCCGGGCACAUCGAAGUGUUUGGUCCGGACGGAGGCGAACCCAUCAAGCGUAUCAAGUGUCCUUUUGACAAGCCGAGCAAUGUGCAUUUUGAGCCAAACUCCAACAUCGUGUACGUGACGGAGCAUACGAACCACGCCCUAUGGAAGUUCCAGUGGGAGAACAAGGGCAUGCCUCAGUACUGUGAUAAGAACUGAUGGGACUCGUUCUUUUCAAGCACGAACCUUAACAUUGUUUGCACUGUAGGAGUCCCCGCCCCGCCCCCCCCUCUUUCCCCCCCGAGUGAAAUUUAUUUGUGGUAUAUGCAAGACCUGGGUUAUUUGAGUUAUUUUUAUCUCCCUGAGACAAUUAAGGAACAAAGUCAAAGUGAAGAUGCAUCUGAUGACGGGAAUCCUAUGUGGUAUUUGUUUGUCAUUAUCACAUUAAAAAAAAAAUGUUUGGAAGUCAAUACUCUCCUUCUGUACGUAAGAACGUAUAUGAUAUAUAUAAAUGAAGUUGUUGAUAUUAUCUCUGGUUUUUUUCACAGUAGACAAAAUUUCUUUUACCAUGUAAGGAUCUCAAAUCCUUGUUCUUUUUCUCUUUAUUGCUAUGCUGAAUCUGCCACACACGCUAAAAAAAUUUCGGCGGAACUGGUGUUAAUGUCAACAUGAGGGAAUUUUGGGCAGCUAUGAUUUAUCCAAUUCCAUGUUUUGUUAUUUCUUUUGUUCUUAAAUUAAGUACCGGUAGUAGCGUGAAAAGCCACCAAGUAAUCAAUUUAACCUCAUUCUGUGUGGUCAUGGUAUUUGGUAUCCAUUUGUGGUUGAAAACAAGGUUUUUUAGGGUUUUUUAAAUCUCAAUCUUCAAGGGUUGCCAGCUCGGCAGAUGUUAUUAAUGAAUAGAAGUAGGUUCCACAAGGCCUAGCAACUGAUCUGAACAGGAAGAAAGAGUUGUCUCCCCGUCUCCCUGGUUUUGCUCUUUUCAUCAGCUCUCUGCUUAAACAUGAAAUCUACUUACCAUGUAGGUCUGGUCCCAUGUAUGUCUCUUGGUCCCGUAAAGUUUGUGUUAUUGAGGUUAUACUGUAUCCGUGCCAUGCCUGUCUGAUAGAGGACUACAGCUACCACAGGUACUUAUUCCAGUGACAUUCUAUUUCCAUGACACUCUUUUAAAUUACUUUGUUUUUCUUGAAUUUUUUAACGCCUACCAAUUGAAAUCUUUCAAGAGGCGGACUUAGAUCAUGCCUGUCAGGCCAACCCGGGCUGAGAGGGGUACAACAUUCCAGCAGAAAGACUCAAGACGUUUGAUAAAAAUUCUCCCCGCAGAGGAAUGGGAACUUGGGUCUCCUGCGUGUGAAUAAUUUUCUUGAUUUGACUGUUUCCAUGGAACGAUUCUUUUUUUUUCUUCCGAUCCUUACUGUUUGAGUGUUUGCGCUGGUAUUUGUAUUUUUUAUACUGUUUGUGUUGGUAUUUGUAUUUUUCAUACUGUUUGUGUUGGCAUGAUCUCUGAUUCUGAGAUGUUGUUGUAGUGUUAAUGUUACUGUUGCAUGCAUGUAUUCAAGGACCUCUAGUCUAUGGUUUUUGAAAUGUUCUACAGUUUACCGCUACACCACAAUGUGAAAGUGAAAGGGGAUUCGGUGCUUUUGUUGUCUGGUGGAGGGAAGAUUUUAGCAAAAAUGUUCAGCAGUGUUUGUUGCUUCUGUCCGCCAAGUGUAUUUGUGAUUUAUACGUUGUAGGUCAGAUGGUGAAAACAAAUGUUGCUGGAAAUUACACAUUUAAAAAAAGAUUCAUGUUUGUAAUCUCUAGGUCUUUUGACUCAAUAAAUCCAAAUUAUCAUUAUGCAAUCAUAACUUUUUUAUAUGAUGGAAAUAUAUAUUUGCAAAUGUGAAUUUUCUAUUCCCAGAGCUUUAAUAAACAGAGAAAUAUUGA
Aplysia californica (California sea hare) is the source of this 2482-nucleotide messenger RNA. RefSeq names its product diisopropyl-fluorophosphatase. Lineage: Eukaryota; Metazoa; Mollusca; Gastropoda; Aplysiida; Aplysiidae. The record is from RefSeq and is a predicted model, not a curated record. The transcript is spliced from 4 exons. The coding region runs from base 113 to 778 and encodes 221 amino acids.